Caenorhabditis remanei is the source of this 1080-nucleotide messenger RNA. RefSeq lists its product as uncharacterized. The coding region runs from base 1 to 1080 and encodes 359 amino acids. Lineage: Eukaryota; Metazoa; Nematoda; Chromadorea; Rhabditida; Rhabditidae. The transcript is spliced from 4 exons. The record is from RefSeq and is a predicted model, not a curated record.
AUGUUCAAGUUAGUAAUCAUAUGUUUGAUUCCACUUCUGGUGAAGUCUUUUAUUGAUCGAAACGGCUCUCCUCCAAUUUGUCUUUCGGAAACUAACAAUGCUUGUCAAGAAGAAAUGAAGAAGAAAAAUGAAACUCUGGGAAGAAUUUCUCACAUAUACCCUCCGCUAACAGAUUCGCUCAAAAAUUAUACGGAUCAAUGUCGUAAUGUUAUGGAAUGUGCGUCUGGGCUCGAGUGCUUCAAAGGGAAAUCGCAGAGGGAAAUUUUUGAAACGUCUUGCGAUGAUGUCGGCACAAGACGGUACGAUUUCGAUUCAUGUCUAUAUAAAAUUGUGACGAAGAUUCACUCAAAUGAUCACAACUGCACAGGAGGGUUUAGUUUUGAAAACUUAUUCACUGCUGAUACAAUUUUCAAGACGGAGAAAACAUGUGUAUUGAACAUUGGCCAGGGUGUCUGCAAAACCGAUGAUUUCAAUUUUUUACAAGAUAACUACGAUGGAUUGAUUGAACUAUAUACAAACAACCCUGCUUCGGAUAUUGAUCGAUGGGAUCAUCCCAGUGAAAAAUUCUACAGAAUGCAUUGUGAUGUUUUACGAAGUGAUUUUGUACAGAAAUCAUUGAAUAUUAGGAUAUUAUCUGUCAAUCAGAAAAAUGCUGAUGUUCAAAAAGUUUUAGAGAUUGGUCAAUCCGCUCAGAAAUGCACACAAAAAUACCUCCUUGUUCAAAGUAAUGAUCAUUAUUACAAAAUGUACAUGAAUGUGCAAACACUCGUUGCAGUUAUGACAGAUAUUUUCAAACAUCGUCCGAGACUGUUUGAAUAUCGGUGUCUUACCUCGUUCAGUUGGUAUGAGUUUUUCGGUAAAGUCGUGGAGUGUAUCGAUGUUGGAGACGCAAAGAAAUGUGUAUUGGCUUUGAUCACAUUACGUUGUCAAAAAGAAAUGAUGGCAGAUUUCAAAAAUCAGACAGCGACUACGAUACCACGUAAUGAAUCGAAUGUUCCGGUCUUUUCAUUUUCAAUGUAUAAGAAUAACGAGAAGCACAAAUUUGUAUUCACCAUGAACAAUAACUCAAUAUACUUCUGA